UGGUGAUUGGUGGGGAAUAACUGCAUAACUGCAACAAACAACUAACUGUGCUCGCUCGUUUCUCCUUUCUGUACUUUCCCUUCCUUUCAGAUUUUGACGUUCAUAAAUUUGACAUUUUUGAAGCUUUGAUAAAUCAAGCGGGAAUAUUUUCUAAAGUAUUUUGUAUUUGUCAUAGGAGCUUACGUGGUGUGAUAAUUUUUUUUUAUUUGAGUGACUAGAAGCAUUUUAAGAACUGCAAAAUGAAGGUUUUUAUGUUUGGUUUCGUGACAUUGUCCGUUGUCAUACAUUUUUGCCUUUUCUCACUUUCUGGAGCAAUUGGAAAUACUCCCCAACCACCACCAACUGAAGGCCCAAAUACAACCACCGUUGCCCCAAACACUACUACGGUUACCCCACCACCAACCACUCCCAACACUACUACCACAUCAACUACCCCUACUACACCUACUACACCAAACACAACCACAACAUCCACCACCCCUACCACACCCACUACCCCAACCACCCCAACCACGCCGACUACUCCAACCACGCCUACUACCCCAACCACGCCUACUCCUACAACUGCUAAGCCGACUGCUGCACCCACCCCCAGGCCUGAGCCAGACCGCAAGUUUGAUGGCACUAGCUUCAUCGGUGGAAUGGUUCUUACAAUGGGACUAAUGGCGAUUGCCUUCGUCUCCUGGAAAUUCUACAAGGCCCGUACCGAACGCAACUACCACACCCUUUGAAAAAGUAAAUUGGACUUGUCGAAUUAUGACCUACAUUAGAUCUGUUUGGGUGUUUUUUUACGUGUGUGCUUGGUUAUUUUACUAUUCAUUUAUUUAGCCUUCAAACUACGAUCAAGACUAGGUAAUCUUUUAACUUAAGUUUGUUUAGGUGUGCAAAAUUAACAUUUCAUCAAAGGUGCAUGUAAUAUAUAAAAUAAUAGUUUUUACAAAAUGUUUUUGCUAUAUGUUCAAUGAAUUAAUUGGAAUUUUCAGGUUUGUGUUAUUGUAUUGAUGGUGGUAAAAUAACCUAAAUUUUUACUAUUGGUGACUUUCAUUAUGUUGAAUUUGAUACAAUGUCAAGGAAAUAUUCUUGGUCUUAAGUCAUUAAUGUUCCGCAAAACUUGUUUGCAUUUAUUGUUCCGUAGAAAUCACAUUGGCAACUUUGGGGAUUUUGCUCUCUAUGUAAAUAUAAGGACAGUACGCUGAGGUAAAGAUUUGUCUCCAGAAUUAGGCCAAAGUUGUGUGUUAAACAUAACACACACUGACACAAAAUGUCAGUGUCUAUGUCUGUUCUUUUGUAUCUAAUCCAUUAUUAUCUUGUAUCUUAAAUUUGCACACCAAAUUAAAUUCUAUCGUAUCACCCCAAACGGUAAAAUGUUUGUUAAUUUAAAUGCACACUCAAAAAUUUUAAAAAUCUCAUUGAUAAUCUCAUAUGUAGUUUUAUGUGCUUUGGUCUUUGUGAAUGGCCUAAUUCCAUAGCUAAUUCCAAUAGUCUUGUAUUUCCGUUUAACAUUUCUUACAUUGUGAGUUAGGCCUACAAAUUUGUUGAUUAUAAAUUUUUAGUUUAAGGUGGUAUUUUUUAGUGGCUGACAUAGAAAUGUAAGUAACACAAUGUAAUUACAUUUGCAGAUUUUGAUUUUAAUUUGAAAUAUUGAUGAAAUUGUGAAUCAAGCUCGUACAUAGUUGAUUAUUUAAAUUAUUGUGAUGCAAUAUUAAUUUUAACAGUCAGGGUGGUUAGUCUAGGUAGUAGGUGAAAUGACUAUGGAUUUAAUGGCGCUAUAAAAAUGAUUGACUUAUUGUUUAAAGCCAUGUAACCCGAGGUCUAUAAUAUAUUCUUAAAAAAUGUUAUUCUACUAUCUUGGUUUUCAUCUCUUACAUCAUAAGGCCAAUUUACGACAUGAAAAUUCUUUGAGAAUAGUGAAACUCAAAAUCCGUCCUUUUCACUUAAAAAUAGUUCCUUACCUGUAUUUGUAUUACUUUUCUCAAAAAGUUUAGAACUAAGUAAGUAAUGAAAGAACAAGGAGUAAGUCAAAUGUUUGUGUGGUAUCGGGGUUGUGAAUAUAAUUUCUAUAUUUGUAUCAAAAACUUAAUCGAUAUUGUACUUUAUGUUAUUUGAUUUACCUCAUGAUAAAAUUCUACACCAUUUCACCAUGUGCAAAGUUUGUGCACGUUAAACUUCGAAUUUAAUAUUGCAAUAAAUGUUAGGUCUAUUGCUUUCCGUGUUUUGUAUAGUUCUGUUUCAUUCCUUAUGCGUACAUAAUAAGAUAAAUUUGAAAAAUCUUUCAACUUUUGAUGUGUCAAAGAUUAAACCUUAGGCAGUUGCAGAUAAAUAAUUACUCUAUUCCAAAUGUAAAAUUAAAUUUUUACCCUUAUGCAUUUCUUGUGGUGGGAAAUACUGAAUGUAAUGCAAUUUAUCUAAUUUGUCUUUAUUAUAGGUUAUGAUAAAAAUGUGUCAAAUGUGGUUGAAAAAUUUGAUUAUUUUACUGAUCAAAUUUAUUUACAACCUUAAUAAUUCAGAUCAAAACUAAACAUUAUAUUAUAGAGUCAUACUUAAUACUUUGUGUGCCUAUAGUGUAAGCUGUGAUACACAUGUAGAAUUUAUCGACUUCUAAUUAAGUUCUAGUCUUAAUAGAAAAUUAGCAUUCUUUGGAUAUCCUUCAUUCAUUCAUAGUUUGUGAAGUUUUUCUUUUCAAUUUGGAUACAAUUAAAUUUACUAUAGUUUCAUAUCAUGAUCAAAUUCACCUUCAAGAACAAGAAAUUGUCUCUUGUAUUUUUAUACAUUUGCCAUGUUUUAACGGUUAAGUUUAGAAAAUGAUAUUAAAAAUAAAGAAUUCCAUAUA
Molecule: messenger RNA, 2830 nt
Organism: Macrosteles quadrilineatus (aster leafhopper)
Lineage: Eukaryota; Metazoa; Arthropoda; Insecta; Hemiptera; Cicadellidae
Product: platelet glycoprotein Ib alpha chain
Exons: 3
Coding region: 240-731 (163 amino acids)
Cellular component (GO): cytoplasmic vesicle
Source: RefSeq, a predicted model, not a curated record